This is a messenger RNA of Saxophila tyrrhenica, 624 nucleotides long. RefSeq lists its product as uncharacterized. The transcript is spliced from 2 exons. The record is from RefSeq and is a predicted model, not a curated record. The coding region runs from base 1 to 624 and encodes 207 amino acids. NCBI's taxonomy places the organism in Eukaryota, Fungi, Ascomycota, Dothideomycetes, Mycosphaerellales, Extremaceae.
AUGAAGGUCACCGGCUUCCUCUCCCUCGCCUUCGCGGCACUGGCCUCGGCUGUACCAGCGGGCCAGACGACCUCCAAGGGCGUGUCGCAACUCGCCAAGUUCGACGACCUCACCGCCGUGCCAGGCAUCUCUCAGAUCAACCCAGUUGGCAUCUACAAGGGCAUCAACUACAGAUCCUUCAACGUCCUCCAAAACGGCGUUCUCGGCGCUGCCCAGGUCUCGGGAGUGAAGGCGCAAUCCGGCUCCCAAGUCGCCGCCAACUCCAUCACCGGAACCGUCCUCACCGGUUCCCCGGCCCUCAUCCCAGCCUCGCCCUACAAGUCGUUCAACUUGCAAUCGCUCUACUUCGGCUGCGUCGUCAACUCGGCCGUCUCCGUCUCCGGCGUCCCGCAACAGUGCACCGUUGCGUUCACGUCGUACCUCCCGGGCAGCAAUGUGGCGUACCAGACCAUUAACCAGCAAUUCGACCCUUCCAAUGCCGUGCUCUCCAAGAUGACCCAGGUUACCUUCCCGAAGUCGUGGCAGAAGAUGGGAAGGGUGUCGAUCUCGAUCGUGCAGGCUACGACCACUUCGCCGUUGGCUGCGCUGUUCCUUGACAAUGUGCAGUACACUCUGUUCAAGUAG